UCUCUCUCUCUCUCUCAAGCGCUCCCUCUCUGUUCAUUUCGUUCGGUGGCCCGAACUUCGAACUUCGAACCCCCUCUCCCCCGGACGCACAGUCGCACAGAAACCCUAAACUCCACUCGUCCUCGACUCCUCGCUCACCAACUUCCUCGACUCCUCCGUGGUAGUAAAAUCGAAGUCCUGAAAGUUCAGGCUAUCUAUUUUAUGCUGACGCCAUUCGCAUCUGAUUAGGGUAUUUUUGCACUAUCUGAAUACUUGCUGUUUCUUCUGAAAUGAGACCGUAAAGUUGGUGACUUACUGUAGGAUUAUGUUUUUGUUGAAGAAACAAAUUACGUGAUAAUACAAUAUAACUUGACCUUGGGGUGUUCAAAUGUCUCAUAUAUUAUAACAACAGUUGUCCUCAAUUCCUAGAUGAUAUUAUGUAUGGUCAAUCUUCCUGAUGGAAAAAAUAUGCUGCUCUGCUUGGAAACUGGCCUUAAGGUUUAAUGGCAAUCUCUCUUUCUUGCAAGACUCAUUUUUAGGUGAGAAAUCAAUGCUUGUAAUUGUUUUCUAGUGCACUGCUGGCUGUUUAGAUGUGUUAGUUAAUUCUCUGCCCAGAUGGAAUGGAAGAUAAUUACUUGCAAAAAUAUUUGAAGAACAUUUUCUCAAAAAACAAAAAAGAAAUGUUUGAAGAACAUAGAAGAAUAAAGUAUAAAGGGACUUAAAAAGAGAAGCAUACGAUUUUGAGUGGAAAGUGAUUUGGUAGGGCCAUAGAAAAUCCAGCAAAUUUUCAAUAAGAGAUGGAUAACUUUUAGUUUAGCAUGUGAGUUUGCUCUUAUGAUGUUUUAAUUUCAUAAAAAAAAAACAGAGGUUUGUUUGAUGAAUGAUUGUGGAUGCAACUUGAUGUAUGAACUCCAUUGGGUGGACUUGCAUAUGCACUUCUUUAUUUACUUGACUCUGAGAUAGACUAUAUUUUGAAUGUUCUAUUAUUAAAAAUAAUGAUAGAAGAUUGUCACUUAUGAACUUACUUAUGAACUCCUUUUUUUGUUAUAUUGAAUUCUAUGUUGACUUUGUAGACCAAACAUUUGGAUGUUAUUUUAUCUUCUUUCUUAUGCUCUAAUCAUUAUAAUUUGUGUGAGAAGAAAGUACUCAUUAUCUUGGACUUCAUUGGGAAAGUAAAAGCUAAGUUCUAGCUUGCUCUUCUUCUUUCUUAUUUUGCUCAUCCAAAAAAUUGAGCAUACUCUUUUUUACUUUUUAUGCUGAUAUUUUGUAGGCUUUGAAACACAGUGAGGGUGGUGUGUUUUGGAUUUGAUGAAUUUGAUGACCACUUAAAUAAUAUCCUUCUCAAGGAAUCUCUUUUGUCAACUCUAACUCAUUGCUGAUCAAGAGUUUUAGGAAUUUGUUGAGGUGAAGAGAAAUUUACCAAUGGCCUCAGCGAGGAGGAACAAUUACAAGGAGAAGAUUAUGCGUCGAAAAGAGGAGAAACGAGAAGAGCCUGAAACACCGAAGUAUCGAGAUCGUGCUAAGGAACGUAGAGAGGACCAAAAUCCUGAUUAUGAGCCAACUGAGCUAGGCGCCUUCCAUGCAGUUGCUCCCCCUGGGACAGUUGAUUUGAGGCUAGCAGAUGCGCAUAAGAUAUCGAUUGAGAACAGCAAGUAUCUCGGAGGUGAUUUGGAGCAUACUCAUUUGGUCAAAGGCUUGGAUUAUGCUUUGCUUCACAAAGUAAGGAGUGAAAUAGAGAAAAAACCUGAUGCCGAGGAUGGGAAAGAGGGAAAGUCAAGAGCAACAAAAGAAGAUCAAGAUGUUUCAUUCCGUACUGCAACAGCAAAGUCGGUGUAUCAAUGGAUCAUAAAGCCACAAAGCGUAAUCAAGGCGAAUGAAAUGUUUCUUCCUGGUCGGAUGGCAUUUAUAUUUAAUACGGAGGAUGGAUAUAACGAUAUCCCUACUACUAUUCAUAGAAGCAAAGCUGAUUGCCCAGUUCAAGAGGAUAUGGUAACUGUCAGUGUGGAUGGUUCUGUGCUUGAUAGGAUUGCAAAAAUUAUGUCAUAUCUUCGGCUUGGAUCAUCAGGGAAGGUCCUCAAGAAAAAGAAAAAGGAGAAAGAUACAAAAGGUAAAAAUUCUACUGUGGGCAACAAUUUUGAUGGAGAAGAGAAGACUACACAUCCUGAUUUUUCCAUUUCGAAGCAUCAUCCAGAAAAAGAGAUGCCGCCGCCACCGCCACCCCGCAAGAACAACGUGAAUGGAAGGGAAAAGCAGCCUGCUCCUGUUGCAAGAGUUGAGGAGGACGAUAUCUUUGUAGGAGAUGGAAUUGACUAUUCUAUUCCUUGUAAGGAAAUGAGCCAGAGCCCAAUUUCAGAGGAUAUGGAAGAAUCUCCACGUAACCGUGAGAGGCAAUCUUAUUUCGGUGAACCUGUUUAUGGUCCUGUUCCGCCUUCUGAGGCUGCUCAAGCUUGGUCACAAACAAAUGGAUAUGAUGCGAUUCAAGCUCAAAUGAUGGCGGCUGGAUACCAAGGAGAGUGGUCAGAUUAUCAGUAUGCUGAACAAUUGGCUUAUUCUGAACAGUAUCUACAGCAAAAUAUGCAGGAUUAUGAUGCAUUAGCAGGAACAAAUAUGCCACAGGAUCCACGGUUCAUGACUCAAGAAGACAAGGAUCGGGGUUUAGGAUCUGUUUUCAAGCGUGAUGACCAGAGGCUUCAACAACUGAGGGAAAAGGAUGCUCGGGAGAAGGAUCCAAAUUUUAUUUCUGAGAGUUAUUCUGAAUGCUAUCCUGGUUAUCAGGAGUAUAAUCAUGAGAUAGUAGACAGUGAUGAUGAAGCCGACUUGUCAAAGAUGGACAUGGGUGGCCGUGCAAAGGGUCGCCUUCAUAGGUGGGACUUUGAGACAGAAGAGGAGUGGGCCGCCUAUAACGAGCAGAAGGAGGCCAUGCCAAAGGCUGCAUUCCAGUUUGGAGUAAAGAUGCAGGACGGCCGCAAGACCCGGAAGCAAAACAAGGAUCAGAAGCUCACCAACGAGCUCCACAAAAUCAAUAAGAUCCUCGCAAGAAAGAAGGCGGAGGAGGGCCUAAACGAUGGCGGGCAAUACGACGACGAUUUGCCGAAUGCAAAGAAGCACCGAAUCUAAAUCAGUCGGUUCUCAAUUGUCUUGUUGUUAUGUAAGAUUCACCGUGUUUUCAUUUCUCAUGAAAUUCAUAGUAUUUUGACAGAUGUAAGGUCCUGUUUCAGUGGUGGUAUAUUAGUUUCUCACACUAGUAAUGUGAGAAUAAUACAUAUGGCAGCUAAAGUUGCGCUAAUCUGUGAUCAUUGAUAGUGCUCUGAUAGGAACCACCUGUACAACACCAUAUAGAAUUCGUCGAAGAGCAACUUUACUGUGUCAAGAUUUUGAAGGUUUCAAUGCUUUUAUAUUUUAGAAAAGUAUACUCUUCUGAUUUUUCGUUC
This is a messenger RNA of Ananas comosus (pineapple), 3410 nucleotides long. RefSeq names its product suppressor of mec-8 and unc-52 protein homolog 2. The record is from RefSeq and is a predicted model, not a curated record. The coding region runs from base 1402 to 3096 and encodes 564 amino acids. NCBI's taxonomy places the organism in Eukaryota, Viridiplantae, Streptophyta, Magnoliopsida, Poales, Bromeliaceae. The transcript is spliced from 12 exons. Gene Ontology annotation, biological process: mRNA splicing, via spliceosome. Gene Ontology annotation, cellular component: nucleus.